Messenger RNA from Callorhinchus milii (elephant shark), 2059 nucleotides. It is a transcript of the gene auh, whose product is annotated as AU RNA binding protein/enoyl-CoA hydratase. Gene Ontology annotation, cellular component: mitochondrion. Gene Ontology annotation, biological process: fatty acid beta-oxidation. Gene Ontology annotation, molecular function: enoyl-CoA hydratase activity. Lineage: Eukaryota; Metazoa; Chordata; Chondrichthyes; Chimaeriformes; Callorhinchidae. The coding region runs from base 30 to 1010 and encodes 326 amino acids. The transcript is spliced from 10 exons. The record is from RefSeq and is a predicted model, not a curated record.
CGGGAGGUGUGGCGGCCACAGCUGUUGCUAUGGCGGUUGUCCUGGCGAGUGGCCUCAGGCCGUUGAGCCGCGGGGUCCGGGUCGCUCUCCGCCGCUCGGCUCGAUGCCACUGGGUCACGGCGGGGUUCAGCCCGGCGUGGAUGGCGGGUCUCGGCCCCGGGCCCUGGGUCAGGUGUUUGAGUGAAGGGUCCGCGGCCGCAGGGCCUGGGCAGGAGCUGCAGGUGCGGUAUCUGGAGGAGGAGGAGAGCAAAGGAAUUGUUGUAUUUGGAAUCAACAGACCACAGUCAAAAAAUGCAAUCAGUAAGAAGCUUGUGGAAAUGAUCACAGAAGCUAUAGAAGCAGUGAAAUGUGACAAAAAUGUCCGAACAGUUAUACUUCGCAGUGAAGUGCCAGGAAUAUUUUGUGCAGGUGCUGAUCUGAAGGAGAGAGCAAAGAUGCAUCCAAGCGAAGUUGGGCCUUUUGUUUCCAAAGCAAGAAAUUUAAUAAACGAGCUAGGUCACCUUCCGAUGCCCACAAUUGCUGUGCUUGAUGGCGCUGCCUUAGGAGGAGGUCUAGAAAUGGCUCUCGCCUGUGACAUCCGUGUGGCUGCAACUUCAGCAAAAAUGGGACUCGUUGAAACCAGGUUGGCCAUCAUUCCAGGAGCAGGUGGCACACAGCGUCUCCCCCGAGUUGUGGGAAUAUCUCUAGCAAAGGAACUUAUCUUCUCUGGAAGAGUACUUGACGGCACUGAAGCAAAAGCAAUUGGUCUGGUUAGUCACGUUGUGGAGCAGAAUGAAGCCGGGGACGCAGCCUAUCAGAGGGCCUUAGCCCUAGCAAAAGAAUUUAUACUACAGGGGCCUAUUGCAGUGAGACUGGCAAAGCAAGCCAUCGACCGAGGGACAGAGGUUGACUUGGCGACUGGCUUAGCGAUAGAGGAGGCCUGUUACGCUCAGGUGAUUCCGACAAAGGAUAGGAUUGAAGGUCUUACUGCCUUUAAAGAGAAACGGCCACCUCGAUUUACUGGGGAAUAAACCAGGAAAUACGGAAUGAGGAGUCUAUGAAACAACAGAAAAUGUAAUAAGACCUGAUCUGUGCUAAUUUUUAAACAUGCUGUAAUUGGGAAGACAGUAUUUGCUGAAAUAUUGAAUAAGGGCUAUUGUGUUUAUGAUUGAGAGCUGAACAUUACAAAAAUGUAAUCAGCACAGCUGUGUGUGACGUUUUGUUCCACUUUAAAAUUUACUGCUGUAUUUAAUUCUUUCACAAUCAUGUUUAUUUUUUAAAGGACCCUGAUGAAUAAAAAUAAAUCUUAUGGGAUAUUUCUCAAUCCUCAGAAUCAGGAGUCUUCAACAAAAUUAGCAAAAUGACAGAUAUUGGAUGUUACCUAAGAAUGAACAUUUAAUGUUUUCACAAGGGCCUACAUUACUCUUAUGUUUAACCUUAGUUUAACCUUAUGUUAAAGCUCUCCAUCCUGAGCCCACUUUUAAUUUGAAACAGUUAAUUGACUAAAAAUGUAAUGCUUGGUGCAUUUGAUGUCGAAUCAGUGUUUUGUCCAAAUGUCACAUAUAAAAGAUUGAUCAAAGCACCUAUCUUCUCCCACAUUACUUCUGUGUUUCUGCAAAAAUGUUCCAAAUAUGGAAUUGAGCAACCUCUAAGCCUGUUGAUUGAAAUAUUUGGAGUUUUUUUUUGCCAUGAAGUAAGGCUGGACAUUAUGUAGUGAAGCCACUUGAAAUGAUGAAUAUUGAGCACAGUUGUUUUUUUAAAAAAAGUUGAAUUACACCAGAAUUCUAUCAACACUAUUAGCACUGUCAUGAUUGGUAAUAAUUAUGAUAUUAUGAUAAUUAUGAUAAACUCAGUAUUUUAUUUUGUUAUGUGGUGCCAUCGUUUAUGUACCUGCCCGAUGCAUGACUACUGCUGAAGGUGUCAGUGGAAAAAUAAUUAAUGGGAAAAUCUCUUCUCUUCCUCCCAAUUUUUUUUGAAUGUUUAAUUGUUAUCGAUGCAUAUUUGUAAUAAACUACACAGGUGGUCUUUGGAAGGCUGUCAACAAGACAACUUGAUGGGAUGAAUAUCUGUUGUUACCAUU